Thlaspi arvense is the source of this 439-nucleotide messenger RNA. Lineage: Eukaryota; Viridiplantae; Streptophyta; Magnoliopsida; Brassicales; Brassicaceae. The record is from the annotation of a GenBank genome assembly.
UAUCAACUCUCUUUUUCCUCCAUAUAAGGAGCCUAUCUUGGUAUUCGUUUGUAUUCGUAACUUAGCAUCGAUCCCUUUUGUUUCUCGUAUAUUGUUUUUCUCAGUAUAUAAAUCUUACACUUUUUUUCCAAAAGAAGUUAAAAAGAUACAUAAAAUGGCCUCAAGCUCUAUGAGCUCGAGCUCAUCUUGGACGUCUAAGCAGAACAAGAUGUUUGAGAGGGCUUUAGCCGUUUACGAUAAAGAUACUCCAGACCGUUGGCAAAACGUGGCCAGAGCCGUCGGAAGUAAAUCGGCCGACGAAGUCAAACGCCAUUACGACAUCCUCGUUGAAGAUCUCAUGAACAUCGAACAAGACUUAGUCCCGUUGCCUAAAUACAAAACCGUCGAUGUUGGAAGUAAAUCAAGAGGCAUCAAUGAUUAUAAUUUGAGUUACUACAUA